AUGAAAUACGCACUCGCUCUCGCUGCCUUGGGCGCCGCCGCUACUGCCUCUGACAGCCCUCUCCUCGUCGCUCGCCAGACCGACAACACCGACCAAUACAUCCGCGAAGUCUGUUUCCCAAACACCACAUCGCCAGUGCCUCCCUGUCAAGAAAUCAUCAACAUCGAGUCCGCGUGUCAACCCAACGGCACCGAACCUCUCGACUACUCAGCCCACCAACAAUGCAUGUGCAACGGCGGCAGCUACUUUAGCAACUGGCGCGGCUGUCUGAACUGCCAAUACGUCCACGGUACACGCAGUGAAGCCGUCGCCGAAGCCAACUACGCAAUCCUUUCUUCUGCAUCUUCGCAAUUCUGCUCGACUGCCACGCCCACGGCAAAGUUCGCGAGUUACUUUUCUGCUGUCAGCGAUUCAAGCCCGCAGACUGCCACUGGUGCUGCUACGACACUCAGUGAUCAGUAUCCUAGCCAGAGCGCUGUGAGUCUGUACUACACCGCCACUGGCAACCAAGGUCCUGGUGCCAUCACUGGCAGCGCAGCACAAGCUACCGCUGCAGUCUCGUCCAGUGGAAGUGCAUCGAGCAGUGGUUCUUUGGCGGCCAGCGCUGCAACUUCCGGUGCCAGCAGCAGCAGAGCUUCUUCUUCUGGCUCCAGCAGCUCUGCCAGACAGUCAAGCAGCUCGGCAAAGUCUAGCAGUGCGAGCCAGACUGGUUCGUCGUCUGUUGCUGCUUCGUCUUCGGCUGCGCAGACUGGUGCUGCAAAUGCUGUUGUUGUUAGUGAGGGCUUGCUCGCUGUUGUCGCUGGAGCCAUGUUGAUGCUGUAA
Aureobasidium namibiae CBS 147.97 is the source of this 822-nucleotide messenger RNA. RefSeq lists its product as uncharacterized. NCBI's taxonomy places the organism in Eukaryota, Fungi, Ascomycota, Dothideomycetes, Dothideales, Saccotheciaceae. The record is from RefSeq and is a predicted model, not a curated record. The transcript has a single exon. The coding region runs from base 1 to 822 and encodes 273 amino acids.